AUGGAAGACUUUCUGUCCAUCGAGACACUGAUUCAGCAUCUCAAUUCUGAGCCUACCUGUUGGCCAUCCAAAGCACAACCGCAAGAAGUACCCGUUCCUCCUGUAUUCUGUCGAUGUGGAAGUGAUCAAAUGCCUGCUACUGGUACUUUUCAUCCACAGUCUGGAUACAUUUUCGGUGUCAGCAGAAAUAAGCUUGAUAGGUUGGAUGGUGAUCCAUAUGCAUAUUGGCAGAAGAUAAGCCACUACUACCCUUUCCAUGACGAAGGUGAAUGGGAGUUAGGGAAGUUCUUGGUUGAAAACCUCACUCAGACUCAGAUCAUCAAGUUUCUGAAGUUGAAAUGGUUUAAUAAUCAUGCAAGGCCAUCCUUCACUACGAAGGACCAACUAUUAGACUGGAUGGACUCACUCCCAUGUUUUACGGAGUGGAAAGUCUCCAAAAUGGAGUUCACAGGCUACAAGACAGUCCACCCAAUUGAGCUCAUUUGGCGUGAUGCACUAGAUGUCAUCAAACAGCUCUUUAGUGAUCCUAUCUUUGCAAACCAUACUCCACAUGUCGUCAAUGUUGGAGAUCAGUGUGAAUGCGGAGAUUACAUGAGUGCCAAUAUGGCCUGGAGAAUACAGGACCAUCUUCCUAUAGAGGCCUCUAUGAUCACUACAGUCACAAAAAAUGCAUCCCCUGUGACCAUGGCAGUGCAAGCGGAUUUUGGCAAUGGGAUACUUCACCCCCCUCAUACCGGGAAGCAUACACUGCAACAGAUUACCAACAUAUCCCGCAAUGUCGAUCCUUGGGGUCUUGACAAAUUCCAAAAAGCAGCCAAAUCUGUCAACCUCUCUGGAGUACAUAUGCCAUACUGGCGUGAUUGGAUCUAUGAAUGUCCGUCCAUCUUCCUCGCUGAGGCUGUAGGAGCUUAUGAGCUUGAUAACCAUUUCAUCACUCAGCACAAGCGGGUUGGUACAUGCCACUUUGCAAAAGGUGUCACACAUGUCAAGCAAAUGACAGGCCAUGAGUACAGAGACAUACAACACACCAUCGUUGCCUCAAUCGCAGGUGCCACUUCACCCCAAUUUGUUCACGCAAUUCGUGCCAUUGUAGAGUUCAUCUACCUCGCACAGAAUCCGGUCCAUUCACCUGAAACACUUCAGUCAAUGGAGCAAGCUCUCUCAGACUUCCACUCCUUCAAGGGCACUAUCAUUGAAGCUGAGGCAAGGAAGGGGAAGAAGGGCGUCAAAGAGAAUUUUUUUAUCCCCAAACUCGAACUACUGCAAAGCUUUAAGGGUACAGUCCAGUGGUUGAGCACUUUGAUGCAGUUCUCAGCCGACAUAACAGAAUGCUUGCUCAUCACCCAUUGUAAGGAUCUUUUCCCGUGGAUGGCCUGGCAAAGCAAAGAUUUUACAGAGCAAUGUAUGCAGAUUCUUAACCGCCAAGAAGCAAUGGAGAUAUUUGACCUGUAUGCACUAAUGACUUCUCGUGGUGUGCCAUUGGUCAAUGCCAUGCAUGCUGAAGAGGACAAGGUUGAGACUAUCAACCCCACACUCUCGUGGGUUUCCCACGUCCUCCCUGAUGAAGUCGAUUCAUGGUCCCCGACCAGUCCAAAACCACCUUCUGAAGGGCAUCCUCUCUGGAGAUGCGCAAACCACUUUUCAAGUGAACGUCACACCAGACUACAGAUCGCUGUCGCUGACUGA
Molecule: messenger RNA, 1686 nt
Organism: Suillus bovinus
Lineage: Eukaryota; Fungi; Basidiomycota; Agaricomycetes; Boletales; Suillaceae
Exons: 5
Coding region: 1-1686 (561 amino acids)
Source: RefSeq, a predicted model, not a curated record